Molecule: messenger RNA, 1647 nt
Organism: Paramacrobiotus metropolitanus
Lineage: Eukaryota; Metazoa; Tardigrada; Eutardigrada; Parachela; Macrobiotidae
Exons: 2
Coding region: 238-1332 (364 amino acids)
Source: RefSeq, a predicted model, not a curated record
CACAGUACGGCUGCUCUCUUCCGUCAUCGACGAUUCGUAAACGCUGGUUUUAUGAUCCUUUUGACUUUUCUCCAUUGCACUAGUUAAUUUUAAUGCCCUUGAGUUGACCGAGUUAACGGCUAUAAAGCGCUCGGUUAUUUUUCCCACUUCGCCUAUAAAAGUAUUUUUUAUUCAGAUUUUUUUUACUUUCAUUUGGAGAUUUAUAAUAUAAUAAAUUGCAUAAAUUCCCUGGAAAUCAUGGUCAUCAGCGGUGGAUCCCCGAAGCCCAUCGCCUCGCCCCGGAAACGCUAUGAUAGCGGCGCCAGCGACAUGCUGGAGCUGGCGGCAACCGGUAACUCCCUCUCCGCUUCCCUCCCGGCCAAUGUCAAUUUAGUCGGUUUGGAUGAAGUUCCGGUGUUGGCCAGUAUCACGUCCACGGAACGCCGCAAUGGUCUCUAUCCCAAACUGGAUGCGGAACUGCCCCGCCCCCGCGUGUCCUCUCUAAAUACCCGGGAAAAGCCGAGCGGAUUGCAAGGUCGGCGGCGCAUUAAGAAUAAACUGCGGGACAUUUUCAAACGUGGAUCAUCCAAGAAUAUUAUCCACAAUAUGGACGGCUACCAGAACGGGGGACUGGGCGGUGUGGUGUUCAGUGAUUCGAUUGAUGUGGAGGACCUGGAUCUGGAGGAACCGGGUCUGGGAGGACCAGGCCAAAGGUCACGGCAUGAUAGCCGAGGGGACAGUCGCUCUGCUUCCAGCGCCAGUACACGUCGCGACUCCGAAGACUCCGGCAGCUCGCACAGCGGCAGCCAGACUCCGCGCCGCCGGCAUCUCGGUGCCGGUCAGGUCAUCCGGAAAAUCCAUGAAAAAGCUCUGGACAUCCUGGACAAACUGGGCCUGGCCACGCAGGAAUCCUUUGAUUCCACGGUCACCACCGAACGCGUCACCGCCGCCCAGAUCCAGGAGGAACGGGAACACGCUCGCGAGGUCAUCGAGUCCUUCACCGAAUUCGGCCAAGUGACAGCCACCACCGAUCCGGAGGAAAUGGAACUCCUGGGCAUCACCCACGUCCUUCCGGCCUAUCUGGACGUCCCAGAGGAAGGCGAAAGCCGGUUGCGUCCGGUGUGCAGUAGUCUCAAUCUGGAGGCGGCCGAGGUCAAACAGUGCAAAGCGCCGGAAGCGUGCCCAUUCUACGACUUUUUACAGCGCAAAGACAAGCUGAGCCCGGUGGACGCUGAGCGCCGCGUCCCGGUGGCGGAGGAGCGGACGGAGCCGUUGGAGGGUAUGGAGGUCAUCAACUACGACAAUCCCUAUCGGUAUCGGUCGGCCACCACGGAGAGCAAGCGCAAACGAUGAAAAGUGAACUGGCCUUAAUGAGCUAACUGAUCGGUGACCUUAAUGAGACCGGCUUGUUUGUGCGUAUGGCCGGCGGUGCGGAAAACAUUUGGUGCUACAUUGUGAAAACAAAUUUUUCAGAGUAUUAUGCGGAUUUAUUGUAACGUACAUCCUGUAUAGAGCGGUUGAUGUUUGUUUGUACAGGCUUUAAUUGAUGCACAACACGGCGUAUGCGUUGUCUGUUGAUUCCUUAGAGAAUUCCCGUUUAAUCGAUCCCGGCUAGUUUUGUCUGCGAGCGUCGGGCGUCAAUUGAAUAAAGACCCCGGUGUUAUUUAA